UAUCCCGCCCCCGCCGCCAUUUUCCAUGUUAUUCUCUGUUAGCAUGCAUUCUUUCAUUAUUUUUCAUAUGUAACAGUUAUUCUAUUGUUCCUACUUUCUCGUGUUGUUUUGUUAAGUGUGUGGGGAGACACUAUUCUCCACGUUUUAUCCAGGAGACGCCCUGUUUAGACAGCCAUGUAUAUUAAACAGGUCAUCAUCCAGGGGUUCAGAAGUUAUAGGGAUCAAACUGUUGUGGAUCCCUUUAGUCCCAAGCACAAUGUGAUCGUUGGCAGAAAUGGGUCUGGAAAAAGUAACUUUUUCUAUGCUAUCCAGUUUGUGCUCAGUGAUGAAUUCAGCCACCUGCGACCUGAACAGCGCCUGGCCCUGCUUCAUGAAGGAACUGGUCCCCGUGUCAUUUCUGCUUUUGUGGAGAUCAUUUUUGAUAACUCUGAUAACCGGCUGCCGAUCGACAAAGAGGAGGUCUCCCUUCGCCGUGUUAUUGGUGCAAAGAAGGACCAGUACUUCUUGGACAAGAAGAUGGUGACCAAGAAUGACGUCAUGAACCUUCUGGAGAGUGCCGGCUUCUCUCGCAGUAACCCAUACUACAUUGUCAAGCAGGGAAAGAUCAACCAAAUGGCCACAGCACCUGAUUCUCAGCGCCUGAAACUUCUGCGAGAGGUGGCAGGAACACGGGUGUACGAUGAACGGAAGGAGGAGAGUAUUUCUCUCAUGAAGGAGACGGAGGGGAAACGAGAGAAGAUCAAUGAACUGUUGAAGUACAUCGAGGAGCGUCUGCACACCCUGGAAGAUGAGAAGGAGGAGCUGGCUCAGUACCAGAAGUGGGACAAGAUGAGGAGAGCUCUGGAGUACACUAUUUACAACCAGGAGCUUAACGAAACUCGUGCCAAACUAGAUGAGCUGUCCAGUAAGAGAGAGACCUGUGGAGACAAAUCCAGACAGCUGCGUGAUGCUCAGCAAGAUGCCCGGGACAAAGUGGAGGAGACUGAGCGCGUUGUGCGCGAGCUGAAGUCCAAGGUCUCUGCUAUGAGGGAGGAGAAAGAGCAACUGUCGGCCGAGCGCCAGGAGCAGAUCAAGCAGAGGACCAAGCUCGAGUUGAAGGCCAAGGACCUGCAGGAUGAGCUGGCAGGCAACAGUGAACAGAGGAAACGCUUGCUGAAGGAGCGUCAGAAGCUGCUGGAGAAGAUUGAGGAGAAACAAAAGGAGCUCCAGGAGACUGAACCCAAAUUCAACAUGGUGAAGGAAAAGGAGGAGCGGGGCAUCUCUAGACUGGCCCAAGCCACCCAAGAGAGGACUGACUUGUAUGCGAAGCAGGGCCGUGGCAGUCAGUUUACCUCCAAGGAGGAGAGGGACAAGUGGAUCAAGAAGGAGUUGAAGUCCUUGGACCAGGCCAUUAAUGACAAAAAGAGGCAGAUUGCAGCCAUCCACAAAGACCUGGAGGACACUGAAAUGAAUAAGGAGAAGAACCUCGAGCAGUACAGUAAACUUGAUCAAGAUUUAAAUGAGGUGAAGACCCGUGUGGAGGAGCUGGACAAAAAGUACUAUGAAGUGAAGAACAAGAAAGAUGAACUCCAAAGUGAAAGAAACUACCUGUGGCGUGAGGAGAACGCAGAGCAACAGGCCCUGGCAGCCAAGCGAGAGGACCUAGAGAAGAAGCAGCAGCUCCUCCGAGCGGCUACAGGCAAGGCCAUUCUGAAUGGUAUCGACAGCAUAAACAAAGUUCUGGAGCAUUUCAGGAGGAAGGGGAUCAACCAGCAUGUCAUCAACGGUUACCAUGGCAUUGUCAUGAACAAUUUUGAGUGUGAACCAGCUUUUUACACCUGCGUGGAAGUGACAGCAGGGACUAGACUGUUUUACCACAUUGUGGAAACUGAUGAAGUGAGCACAAAAAUCCUGAUGGAGUUCAACAAAAUGAACUUACCCGGGGAAGUGACGUUCCUUCCACUUAGCAAGUUGGACGUCAGGGACACCGCCUACCCAGAAACAAAUGAUGCCAUCCCUAUGAUCAGUAAGCUGCGCUACAGUCCAAACUUUGACAAGGCCUUUAAGCACGUGUUUGGAAAGACACUGAUUUGUCGUAGCAUGGAGGUUUCCACCCAGCUGGCUCGAGCUUUCACCAUGGAUUGUAUAACCCUGGAGGGGGACCAGGUAAGCCACAGAGGAGCUCUGACAGGAGGCUACUAUGACACAAGAAAGUCUCGCCUGGAGCUACAGAAAGACAUGAGGAAGGCUGAAGAGGAGCUGGCUGAGCUGGAGGCCAAGCUCAAUGAGAACCUGCGAAGGAACAUCGAACGUAUCAACAACGAGAUCGACCAGCUGAUGAACCAGAUGCAGCAGAUCGAGACACAGCAGAGGAAGUUUAAGGCCUCCAGGGAUAGUAUUCUGUCAGAGAUGAAGAUGCUGAAGGAGAAGAGGCAGCAGUCUGAGAAGACCUUCAUGCCCAAGCAACGUAGUCUCCAAAGUUUGGAGGCCAGCCUCCAUGCCAUGGAGUCAACCAGGGAGUCGCUGAAGGCCGAGCUUGGCACUGAUCUGCUCUCUCAGCUCAGCCUGGAGGACCAGAGACGCGUUGAUGACCUCAACGACGAGAUCCGUCAGUUACAGCAGGACAACAGGCAGCUGUUAAAUGAGAGGAUCAAGCUGGAGGGAAUCAUGACCAGAGUGGAAACAUAUCUCAAUGAGAACUUACGUAAACGUCUCGAUCAAGUCGAGCAGGAGCUGAAUGAGCUGCGUGAGACCGAGGGCGGCACGGUGCUCACAGCAACGACGUCUGAACUGGACGGCAUCAACAAACGAGUAAAAGAGACUUUGGCUCGAUCAGAUGAUCUGGAUGGUCUCGUUGACAAGACCGAAGCAGAGAUCAAGGAGCACAUAAAGAGCAUGGAGCGGUGGAAGAACAUCGAGAAGGAGCAGAAUGACGCCAUCAACCAUGACACCAAGGAGCUGGAGAAAAUGACCAACAGGCAGGGCAUGCUGCUGAAGAAGAAGGAGGAGUGCAUGAAGAAAAUCAGAGAACUGGGCUCCUUGCCUCAGGAGGCCUUUGAGAAGUACCAGACCCUGACCCUCAAACAGCUGUUCAGGAAGCUGGAGCAGUGCAACACGGAGCUGAAGAAGUACAGCCAUGUCAACAAGAAGGCCCUGGAUCAGUUUGUCAACUUCUCCGAGCAGAAGGAGAAAUUAAUCAAGCGUCAGGACGAGCUCGACCGCGGCUACAAAUCCAUCAUGGAGCUGAUGAAUGUGUUGGAGCUGCGCAAGUACGAGGCCAUCCAGCUCACCUUUAAGCAGGUGUCGAAGAACUUCAGUGAGGUUUUCCAGAAACUUGUUCCAGGAGGCAAAGCUACACUGGUGAUGAAGAAGGGCGACGCUGAAGGCAGCCAGUCCCAGGAUGAGGGAGAGGGGGGAGCAGACAGCGAGAGGGGUUCUGGCUCCCAGAGCAGCGUUCCCUCAGUGGACCAGUUCACAGGAGUCGGCAUCAGAGUGUCGUUCACAGGAAAGCAGGGGGAGAUGAGGGAGAUGCAGCAACUGUCAGGAGGUCAGAAGUCCUUGGUCGCUCUGGCUCUGAUUUUUGCCAUCCAGAAGUGUGACCCGGCUCCUUUCUACCUGUUUGAUGAGAUCGACCAGGCCCUGGAUGCCCAGCACAGGAAGGCUGUCUCAGACAUGAUCGUGGAGCUGGCCGGGCACGCUCAGUUCAUCACCACCACCUUCAGGCCAGAGCUGCUCGAGUCUGCAGACAAGUUCUAUGGCGUCAAAUUCAGGAACAAGGUGAGUCACAUCGAUGUGAUCACGGCAGAGCAGGCCAAAGACUUUGUGGAGGACGACACCACCCAUGGUUAAUGCGCUCUUCGUCUUCAUCCUCCUCGUCCAUUCCUCCUCUGCCUCCAGAGAGCGCUGCUGAAAGCCUCCAACGCUGAGGGUCACAGACGAUAAUAAUCCACCAUGUCUGCGGACCAGUUUUCAUUCUUGGCUCUGUUGAAGAUAAAACUCACACUUGGAGUUUAGGUGUAUUUGAAAUGCAUAAACUGCUUAGUUUCCAUAAAAAUAUCCACCAGAGGGGGAAAUUAUGCUGUCAUGGAAAAAAGUUAAAAACAAAUAUUGAGUAGGGGACAUUUAAAUUAGUCAUAUUCCUGAACCCUGAUUCACACUGGAUCUACAACGUCCUAAAGUUUAGUUACUCUUGGAAAAAGGACUUCAAGAGAGCACUUCACAAGUUUGUGUUGCUGUGAUACAUUUUCAAACAUUUAAGCUAGAGUUGGGUCAACUUUGUGAUGCAGAUAGGGGGCAGAAAACCCGGGGAUCUGACCAGAAAACAGCUCCUCCUUUGUACAUAUGAAGCCCUUUUUGAUACGACUUGGGUUACGAUUGGUAAAACAUUGCUUUUUAAUGUUUGUAAGAAGUGUUCGGAGACAAUGGAGCAGGAGUUCGGUUUGCUUUUGUUGUCAGCCUUGAAAGAACUGCAUUCAAAUACAUUCAUAUUUUCUAAAGUUCCUGUAACUUACACUGCUUGUACUCUUGAAACAAUGAUUGUUAAAGUGUUUAAAGAUUGUUGUACGUUCCCCUGGUUGUUACUGUACUGUGUAACUUCUUGUUUUAGGUCAUUGUAAUAAAUGAAAGUUUAUAUUCCUCAACAUCUAAGUAUCCUGUCUGGACUCGAGUUGGAUUCCUGAGUCGGUGUCUAAGCAGAGAUGGAUAAACUAGCCUGUUAAUACGCACUAAGUCCAAGUUUUCAUUCAUAUUUAGUUUGGAAUCAAACUUCUCAUUAGUUGUCAUUUUCUCCCAAUUUGCCCCUUUUUUAUGUAAUUGGAAAAACUUGGCUUAUAAAAUGAAUAAAAGGUUUUAAAAUGGA
Molecule: messenger RNA, 4837 nt
Organism: Girardinichthys multiradiatus
Lineage: Eukaryota; Metazoa; Chordata; Actinopteri; Cyprinodontiformes; Goodeidae
Gene: smc3
Product: structural maintenance of chromosomes 3
Exons: 29
Coding region: 175-3828 (1217 amino acids)
Biological process (GO): mitotic sister chromatid cohesion
Cellular component (GO): chromosome
Molecular function (GO): ATP hydrolysis activity; ATP binding; cohesin loader activity
Source: RefSeq, a predicted model, not a curated record